Chlamydomonas reinhardtii is the source of this 1239-nucleotide messenger RNA. RefSeq lists its product as uncharacterized. The record is from RefSeq and is a predicted model, not a curated record. The transcript has 2 exons. Lineage: Eukaryota; Viridiplantae; Chlorophyta; Chlorophyceae; Chlamydomonadales; Chlamydomonadaceae. The coding region runs from base 744 to 1028 and encodes 94 amino acids.
GACAAACCCACAAGUGCAUUGCGUAGCAAACUUGCGACAAAAACGGAAGCUAAAUCCAGAACCUCGCGAAGACGCUCGCGUCCAUAUUUGCUCGCAAUGGGCACCGCCUGUAAAUGAUUUUCUUUCCCCGCACUUAUAACGGGCACGCCAGGGAACUGCGGAAAACUGUUGAAGACGGGCUUCGGUCUGCACGAGUUCGCGGCUCAUUAAUCGCGCUAUUGAGGAAGUAUAGCAAAACAAUGAAAUCGCGCUCCUGUGGCGAGCUCGCCAAACGGGCGCGACUUUGGCGGUCUGUGUAACACGGCCUACCCGAUGCCAUCGAGCCCGGUUCUCCUCGGCGGCUAUUCGCGAUAGUACUGCAUGUGACCCAGGGUCGGUUUCAAAGGUCCAUUUCGUCCAUAUACCCUGGCAGCAUAAAGACGCGGCAGGGACCGUUAUAGGGCGCAAGCACUUAACUGUAUGCCACAUCAACGAAGAUUGUAUGUGGUGCAGGUGUGUGCGAAGUUCAGAUGGCGUCUGCUCGGUACUGGUAAGCGCUGCCUACAAGUGGCAAUGCCGUUUGGUGACUCGCGUGCCCGCGACGUCCAAGUGUGCCUGAACUGCGGGACUGUGUGUGUAAGUCUGAGUCCAGUUUGGCAGGGUGCGUUCAGUUACCGUAUACACAGGCUCGGCACAGUGAAUGAGUGAACCAUCGCCAAUCUUUGAUGUUUAAUGGAAGGGUCGCGGCGCCAACGCUGCUAAACAUGCGGCAAGCGCUGAUGGAGAUGCUGCUGGAUAGAGCGCGGUCCGCGCCCCUGCGCCGUGGUGGCGGCGAUGAUGGCCGCGGCGGCGGCGCAGGGCCUGGCGGUGGUGACGGCGGCGGCGGUGCAGGCCUGGCGGCGGCAGCGGCGGCGCAGAGCCUGGCGGCCGCAGCGGCGGCGGCGGCUGCGGCGACUGUGGGAACAGCAGUGGCGCUAUGCAUAGAGACGUGGCGUGGGCGCAGCCCCACUUUUCAACUGAGAGUCGACAAAAAGCGGCAUGACAAGUAGUGCGGCUGUUGACAAGUGUGCUGCGUCUGGCUACGGUUGGCUCUGCUGUGGCAUCGCGAUUGCUAGGCACCUGGUUUGGCUAUGUGCCUGUGGAAACCGACCCCGGCUAUGUCCGGGCGAUGAGGUUGUUCGGCCUCAGACUGUGGAGGGGCUCAGCCCCUUUUCCCGUGACCGGGGAACACUUGUCAACUGAGAGUAGGAUCGAAUACCG